Messenger RNA from Exophiala bonariae, 1251 nucleotides. RefSeq lists its product as uncharacterized. The transcript has a single exon. The record is from RefSeq and is a predicted model, not a curated record. Lineage: Eukaryota; Fungi; Ascomycota; Eurotiomycetes; Chaetothyriales; Herpotrichiellaceae. Gene Ontology annotation, molecular function: FMN binding; oxidoreductase activity. Bases 1 to 1251 code for a protein of 416 amino acids.
AUGGCGCCCAAACAAACCGGCCAGGAACCGCACGACCUGAACUGCCUGACAAUCAGCGAGCUGUCGGCGCUGGCCCGCGAACGCAUGGACAAGCAGACGCGAGACUACUACAACGAAGGGGCCGACAGCGGCAGCACACUGGCGGAGAACGAAUCCGCAUACCGACGGUACCGGAUCCGGCCACGGGUGCUGCGCGACAUCUCACAGAUCGACACGAGCGUGACCGUCUUCGGGCACCGCAACACUGUGCCGCUGGGCGUCGCCCCCGCGGCGAUGCAGGGCCUGGCACACCCGGACGGCGAGCUGGCGACGGCGCGCGCCUGCGCCGCCAAGGGGAUCGUGAUGGGCCUGAGCAGCUUCGCGACGCGGACGCUCGAGGACGUGCGCGAGGCCAGUGGCGAUAUCCCGAAUGUCCUGCAGCUGUAUCUGUUCGAGGAGAAGGAGCACAGUAUCAAGCUGAUCGAGCGCGCCAAGAAAGCCGGGUAUAAAGCGGUGUUGCUGACGGUCGACACGCCGAUGAUUGGGAGGCGGAAUCUCGAGAUCCGGAAUCAGUUCAAACUGCCGGCUCAUUUGAAGAUCGCCAAUUUCACCGAGAGCGCGGAGGAGGCUGUUGUGGACGACUCAUCUUCCUCUUCAUCAUCCUUAUCAUCACAAUCACAACAAUCCACGACCAAGAAACCCCGCCGCCCUUCCAAAGCAGGAUACAGCGACGGCACGAAACGGGUGCUUCCGACGGGCGCGAUAACGUUCCACACGCACGCGGCGAACCCGACGCUGUCAUGGGAGACGUCGAUCCCGUGGCUGAAGGAAGUGGCCGCGCCGAUGCAGGUGUGGGUGAAAGGGGUGGCGACGGCCGAAGACGCACUGCUCGCGGUGCACCACGGCGUCGACGGGAUCGUGGUCUCGAACCACGGCGGCCGCCAGCUGAACGGCGCGCUCGCGACCCUCGACGCCCUACCGGAAGUCGUCGCCGCCGUGCAGAGGAAAAUCCCCGUGCAUGUCGAUGGCGGGAUCAGGCAUGGCACUGACGUCUUUAAGGCGUUGGCUCUCGGUGCUGAUUUCGUCUGGGUUGGUCGUCCCGUCCUCUGGGGACUUGCGUAUAAAGGCCAGGAGGGUGUGGAGCUGUGUUUGAGAUUGUUGAUGGAUGAGUUUAAGUUGUGUAUGGGUUUAGCCGGUGUCACGAGGGUGCAGGAUAUUUCCAAGGAGUUUUUGGCCAAGGUUGAUCGUGAUGGCUUCCCAAGUCGCUUGUAA